Molecule: messenger RNA, 4457 nt
Organism: Trichobilharzia szidati
Lineage: Eukaryota; Metazoa; Platyhelminthes; Trematoda; Strigeidida; Schistosomatidae
Source: the annotation of a GenBank genome assembly
UAGUAGUACAAUCGCCGCGCAAAUUGGUUGCGAUGCUGAAAUGACAAAUUUGAAGAAUGACUACUGAAAUAGAGCCGCACAUAUUGAAGAAGUUCGAAAUCAAGAAGAGAAUAGGAAAAGGGGCUUAUGGAAUUGUUUGGAAGGCGCUGAAUAAAAAAACUAAAGAAAUUAUUGCACUGAAGAAAAUUUUCGAUGCAUUUCGAAAUCAAACUGAUGCACAAAGAACAUUCAGAGAGAUUGCAUUUUUACAAAAUUUUGGUAAUCAUCCAAAUAUUGUACGUCUUUAUAAUGUUAUACGUGCUAGCAGCGAUAAGGAUAUAUAUUUGGUGUUUGAAUUUAUGGAAACAGAUUUACACAAUGUAAUUAAAAAAGGCAAUAUCCUCAAUGAUGUACAUAAACAAUAUAUCAUGUAUCAAUUGUUGAAAGCAACAGCCUACUUACAUUCUGGUGAAGUGAUUCAUCGUGAUCAAAAGCCAUCGAAUGUACUGCUCGACUCAUAUUGUUCAGUAAAACUAUGUGAUUUUGGCUUGGCGCGUUCGUUAAAAGGAAGAAAUAAAUCUGAAACUGGCAGUAAAGUGAAUUGUAAAACUCUGUUACCUGCUUUGACUGAAUAUGUAGCGACACGUUGGUAUCGUGCGCCGGAAAUACUUCUUGCCUGUCAUGAUUAUACAAAAGGUGUAGAUAUAUGGAGUUUAGGGUGUAUCCUGGGUGAAAUGUUGAUUGGAACACCAUUAUUUCCUGGUACAUCUACGCUAGAUCAAAUUGAGCGUAUUAUGGCUGGUCUACCGAAGCCCAGUACAGAAGAUUUAGCCAGCGUCAAAAGUCCCUAUAGUGCAUCAAUUUUACAGAAAGCACGAAUUAGAAAUCGUCGUUCGUUAGAUCAGAUGUUGGCCAAUGUUGACAAGACAGCAACUGAUCUUCUGUAUAAAAUGCUACAUUUCAACCCGUACAAACGAAUUACGGCGCUUGAAGCCUUAAAGCAUCCAUAUGUUCGAAGAUUUUACUGCCCAAGCGAAAUCAUGAUAAUGAGUCAUCAUGUUACACCGCCUUUAGAUGAUAAUGUACAGUUAACUGUCUCUGAAUAUCGUGAUCGAUUAUAUCAAAUGAUUAGUUCAAAACGGCCAGAAACAAUAACAGUACAACAAAAUGAAAUACAAAAAAGUGAACUUAUCAAGACAAAACAAGAUGUCGCAUCAAUCCCAUCAUCAAUGCCUACGUUGAAGUGUCAGACAACAGUAAAACGGUUCAAUGUUACGUUAUAUCCACAAAAUGCAGUUACCAAAAAGCAACAACCAACAUCAUUUUCCCCAACUUCACCUUCGCUACAACCAGUAAAACUAACACAACAACAGCUCAAAGACACAAAUGGUCAUUCCACACCAUAUGAAAAUGAAGAAGCAUGUGUAAAAGUUAACUUAAAACAACGGAAACACGAAAAUAGACUAAAAAAUAGUCCUGAUAAACUCUCAUCUUCAAAAACAAAAAUGUCAUUAGGUAUGAAUCACAGUAGUCCUACGUCGACGACUACCACAACCAGAACUACUUCUACGACUACUGCGGCUAUUAGAACUACUUGUAAUGGUGGUAAUAAUCAUUCAGAUACCCCUAUAACGAAAGCAAGUCCCCAGGCACUGCAUUAUCACAAAGACUGUAAGUAUGAUAACACCUCCGAGUGUAUGACUGAAUAUGAUAAGUGUAAUAACAUUAGUCGUUCUGCACUUAAUUCUACAACGCCCCUUCAACAAUACUCACAACAGCAAUAUCCUCAACUCCAACAUCUAGCUGAUCAACAGUCACGAUCAGCAUUAAACAGUAGAAUGACUUAUACGAAUUCCCCACUUAUUUCCCACAAUUCCAUCAGUCGAUCGAAUUCAGUGAAUAAACUACCUAUGGAACACAAGACUUCAAAACGAUAUUCAGCGGUUAGUCCAUCACAUUAUUGCAGUCAGUACAUAACAAAAGUCAAUGUACAGAAUUCAUCAACACUUUCAGGUGAAAAGCUAUCAAAUUACAGUGAUCAAUACAACACUAGUAACAGUAGCAAUACAAGUGUCAACAGUCAAUCACAUCAAAAUAACACUAAUACUGUUAACUCUGCAAGUUAUAUUCCUCCAUCAAACUCGCGUAUUACAACAUCAAAUUAUUAUUAUUUUACAGCUGCAACAACAGCAGACAGGUGUUCAAAUUCUUACAGUCAUCAAAAUAUUCAAUUUGAAGAUGGAAUGGUAACUCCGAAAGCAGAGAACGACAAAGAGGAUCGUCCAGGAAAUGAAGAUCAUCGUUUAUUAUCACAAGCGGAAAAUUCACUUCUUCUUAGAGGUUAUGAUUAUUUAACCUCAUCUAAUGAUACAUAUGAAGAGGAUACAAAUUAUCUUUGUAACAUUAAUCCUAAUAUAUUACAUAAUCAAAAGUAUUGUUCGACAUCUAAUAUUCAAAAUGAUGUUAAUAAUACUAGUCAUCAUAUAAUGAACACUAAAACAUCCAAUGGAGCCAAAGAUCUUACUCCAAAAUUUUCCUCUUUAUCAACUUUAGAAAUAACACAAAAAAUAACUCCCUGUGUGUAUAGUAUGCCUUAUGAGAAAAAUGAUAUUACUAUAUCAAAGUCUAAUUGUCAAUCUGUCGGUCAUACAAGACUGGAAGAGAAAUACAUCAGCAGGAAUAACACGACCACCAAGAAAGACAGCAACAGUAACAAUAGUCAAAAAGAAUCAGUGGUGAAUUAUUCCAAUGCACUGAGAAUCGAUGAGACAAUCCGCUAUAAAACUGCUUCAUCAAUUCAUCGAAAAAUUGACAGUUGUAAAUUGAAUGGAAAAUAUAAUUAUCAGUCAGAUUAUGAGCCAAUUUUAUCAACAGUGGGCACAAAUCAAAAGUUAAAAUUAAUCCAAGGUUCAACUGAUAUUCAAAAUUCAAUGUGUCAGUCGAAAAUCUCAAAUUCACUAAGUAAUUUAAACUCUAAGCUACUUAAAAAUGGACAUCACCAUCAAAAGCAACAAUCAGGAGAAAAAAACCCACAUACACAGCAAUCUAGACAUUCAUCAAAUCAAAAUGGACACAAAUUCACUGAGGAUAAUCAUCAUCAUCAUCAUCAUGAGAUUAGUUCAGCUAGUAAUUUACAAAAUGGAAAUGUUACUCAUCAAUGGAAUAACUCUGAUAUAAAUUUAUCUCAGAAACUAAUAGCGCACUCAUCAUCACCAUUGUCAUCACUAAAUCAUCAUACUUCAGUGUCUUCACCAGUUUUAAAUCAUCACACUCCAGUUUCACUCCAAAUUCAUCAAAAUCCCCAUGAUGAACUAGUUGCGGUCAAUUCUAACACUAUGAACAAAACUUCAUCAAUCUCAGUGAUACCAUGUAAUGGCAAUAAAAACAGCAGUAAUAAUCAAGACAAGUAUAAACGAAGAUACAAUAUGAACUGUAAUAAUAAUAAUAGUAAUAGUCAUAAUAAUAUCCAUAAUGGAAUAUCAUCAAUCAGUAGUCAUUCAGAACAACAAUUACAAUCCAGUCAACCAGUUCAUAAUCGAUUCACUUCAUUAAGUGCUAUCAGUAAUCAUAAAUCACGUUUGCCUAGAUUCAAUUAUGAAGGGAAUUCAAAUGCAGUGCUCACUGUGAAUUCAGCUGUUCGUAAAGGUCAGAUGAAUAAAACUGAAGAUGACAAUAAUAAAGAGGAUCUCGUGAUAUUUCGUAGUGCAUCAACUACUGACUUUAUUGAUAAUCAUCAGGUAUCCACUAACAGUUAUAUUCAACUAGUGGGUGCAGCAACUCUAUCAAAACCAAUGAAGUUAGAUUCAACAAAAAUAUCACAUUUCGUUGAUAAUUAUCAGAAUACACAUUUACCUCUACCCAAUUAUGUGUAUAAUAAUCAAUCAAUUGGUAAUGGAAAAUUAAUGAAACAUUAUUGUCCUUUACCAGCUACAAAUUAUCAACAAACACCAACUAUAACUAAUGACAUUUUACCUGCUAGCAUAAAUCCAAGUCAUUUGAACACUGCUCACAGUAACAGUCCGAUUGUGAACAUAAUUAGAAAGCAGAAAGUGUCAAAUGGUACUGCUGAUCCAGUCAAACUUAGAGCUAUGUUAAGCACAAAAUCCGCCUAUUCAAGAAAAUAAAUCCUACCUUCAGGUUGCUUUUGAUUGGUCAAUUUUUUUAAUGAAUCAUUAUUUCUAAGUACUGAUUGGCUACUACAGGAAAGUGAGGAUAGACACACUGACCUUCAAUGCACAUGUAAAUGUAUAACAAAGCACACGGCUAAAGCAAACACACAACUGUACCUCAUUUUCAUACUACUUUGUUAUGCAUUCAGCAUGAGAUGUAUGUGCCUCAUCAGUUUAAAUAUUCUUGGGAAUAUUACACUUUUCAAGCUUGAUACCUUUGUUGUAAUUUUAUGAUGAUGGACUUAAAUUGUUCUUCCAUCUUAGGUACUCCUACAAGUAAAUAUGAUUGUAAUAGGCAUAAAUCAUUUC